GGCCAGUAGCAAUUCUUCAACCUCUACGACUAGUCAAAAUGAAACAUUCGAUGAGACUUGCAUUGAUAGUGCUUGGAAAAAGUGUUUAUCGGUGCUCCUUGGAGAAAAUAUUGAAACGUCAGAUCUUCAAGAGAUCAUAAAGACCGCAGAUCAUGCAAUUUUUAUAACUCCUUUGAGUCUUGAACCUGUUAUCCUAAAUUUAAAGAAAUGUACUUGUGUGGAUGAAUGUGAAAUACCCAACCUUAUUCCACAAAAUUCUAUAGGUGUUGAACUAAAAAUAACGACAAAUUCACCGGAAACUUUAUUAUUUGUUGAAGAAGCUUUGCUAGGGCGACUUGACGACUUUUCUAACACAACUGAUUCUGCUGACAAGAUAGGUGUUGGUGAGGCCGUCCGACCUACACUAUCUCAAAAAGUCAAAGAACAAUUGAUAAACCUUAAAACAGAUCGUGAUUCAUUAAUAGGACUACAUGGACGACAUGAAAAUAAUGAAGAUGGGGUAACUUGGGAUGAUUUUGUUGAAGUUUCUAAGCAGACUGAAUCCAGAACCGUAGAAGUUGUGAGUUCUGUUAGAAACGAGAUGAACAAUAUGUGGUUAAAUGGUGUCGUCGAAUUAUAG
Molecule: messenger RNA, 619 nt
Organism: Cetraspora pellucida
Lineage: Eukaryota; Fungi; Glomeromycota; Glomeromycetes; Diversisporales; Gigasporaceae
Source: the annotation of a GenBank genome assembly